Messenger RNA from Umbelopsis ramanniana AG, 1669 nucleotides. RefSeq lists its product as uncharacterized. Gene Ontology annotation, biological process: protein O-linked glycosylation via mannose. The record is from RefSeq and is a predicted model, not a curated record. The transcript has 5 exons. Bases 253 to 1542 code for a protein of 429 amino acids. Gene Ontology annotation, molecular function: glucuronosyltransferase activity; xylosyltransferase activity. Lineage: Eukaryota; Fungi; Mucoromycota; Umbelopsidomycetes; Umbelopsidales; Umbelopsidaceae.
CCAGCUAAUAUAUAUAAAAAAAAAAUAUUGCCCAAAUGACUCUGUAGCAAAUUUAUUUUUCUUUCUUAUUACCAUUUCUCGCUGUUGACGUGAAGGCUCUCCUUUCCUUACAGAAACCCCUUCUCAGCUUGGUGUCGUAUCAAGCAAGCCGUACUCUCCUUACCCAAAAAAAACCCUGUCCACCCUAGCUUUCACUGUGAACGCGGGCUCAUACUAUUUCUCUCCUCACUAUUUUCAGCAAUCUUAUCCAAGAUGAGAGCAGAGAUCUCCCAAUCCCUUUCAAAGGCUGUCAAGUACAUCUUUAUCAUCUAUGUCACUACAUCUCUUAUAUACACCGCGCGCCAUCUGUACACGACCUACUCACCCUCCUCCAAUGACAAUACUGUGCACGUUGCAUCUCUGCAAAGAGAUGCCACUCCCAUUUCCGAACAUCCCAUAGAAGCGAAGAAGGACACACGGCUGGAAAAGCAAAUUGUUUGGGUCAAUGAACAAGGCGUCGAUCAAAAUAUGUCCGAGAACUUCAUGCUGUCCAAGGUCUUCUCAGACGCUAUGGGACCUUCUAAAGUGAUACCCUAUUAUUUCAAGGCAAAGACUCCGUUGGAUUCCGAAGAUAUCACUAUCGCAACUCUGGUCACACGAGAUCGCUUUCCUGUUCUUUCCAGACUUGUUACGCACUAUCAAGGUCCUAUAUCAGUAGCCAUUCAUAUUCAGGACGAUGAAUCGCAUGAAGAAAUUUUGGCAGAGCUUCAUGAAUUAUACCGAACGAACUCUCUGAUGAAGGAAUACGUGGAUUUGCAUUUGAUUGUGGACAAGUUUGACAGACAGUUCAACAUGUGGAGAAACGUGGCAAAAUUCUUUGCUAGAACCGACUACAUUGUUAUGUUAGAUGUUGAUUUUCAUAUUUGUACCGACUUCCGACAAUCUAUCCGUGAAAACCCCGCCAUUAUGGAGAAGCUUCGGUCUGGUAACACUGCAUUGGUUAUUCCUGCGUUUGAAUUCGUGGAACAGCCCGAUGGCUUGGACUGGAAGACUUUCCCCACUUCCAAGCAUGAUUUGCUUGAAAUUGUUGAAGAAGGCAAGAUCGAUAUGUUCCAUCGAGGAUGGAAGAAAGGCCACGGUUCAACAAACUAUACAAAGUGGUAUGAAUCAGACUCGGUCUAUUUGGUCACCGACUAUAAUUUCUCGUACGAACCCUAUGUCAUCUACAAGAAGGAAGGAUCUCCUUGGUGUGAUGAACGAUUCAUCGGAUAUGGAGCCAACAAGGCCGCUUGCUUAUAUGAAAUAUACCUCAGUGGAAUCGAAUAUGAAGUCCUACCCCACGACUUUUUGAUUCACCAAACCCAUUACUAUCCCGAGAGCGAAAGAGCCAAGGAGCGUAACUAUAACCGCAAAUUGUAUGACAGCUUCAGAGAAGAAGUGUGCCUAAGAUAUGCGCGUAUGUUCAUCACAGCCGGAGAAUGGGACAGCCCUCGAGCGGAUAACCUACGCAACGAAUGCCGCAAGAACAGAGCUUUCCGUGCUGCUAUCAAGGGAUUGGCAUAAAGUGGGGGUCUAGGCGAUCCAUACCAUCGUUUGGCAUCAUCAUCACCAUUCUAAACACAUACACUUUCAAGACGCCAUACCGUCCAUUUGUUAUUUUUGCUUUCUUAUAUUUUUUAUUUUUUUUUUC